AUGUCGCCAGACAAGCAGUCUUCUAGCGCAAAGUCCAAGAAGAACAAGAAGAAGAACCAAGCCAACAAGCAGAAUGCCGACAGCAGCAAAGCCGGAAAUAAUGAAUCACAAAACGAUGCCGCUGCUGAAGAAGAGUCGAAGGAGGAACUGGAGGAAGAAGAAGUGAAUGGCUCAAACCAAGGCCAGAAAGUCAACGGUGGAAGUAAAGUUGCUGCAGAUUCUGCGACAGAGAAACAAAACGAUGACGGAGAUGGCGAUGAAGACGACGCCGAUGCCUCAGACCCCGAGACAACAACCACCACGAAGCCAACGGUCUCAGAAGACAAUAACAAAUUCGACGACCUAGUACGAGACCGCGACUCUCUUCGCGCCGAAGUCACUGAGCUCCGCAAAUCGCUAGAACAAAUCCAACACAAACACGAAGAAGAAAUGGAAGCGCUGCAACAUAAAUUGAACGAAUCCGAGGACAAGAAAACGCAAGCUGAGACGCAAUUUCAGAAACUCCUGGAGCGAGUGAAUACGAUCAAGUCGCAGUUGGGAGAGAGGUUGAAAGAGGAUGCUGAGGAACUCUCUCAGGCUCGGUCCCGUAUAGAAGAAUUGGAAGACCAGAACUCAGCGUUAACAGAAGAAGUGAGCGAGAAGUUGACCAAGAUCGCAGAGCUGGAGAAAGAUGCACGAGAACAUUCGAAUGAAUUAUCGAACUUGCGCAACAGAGCCAAUCUAUCACAGCAGAAUUGGCUUCAAGAGAAAGAGGAACUCCUUGAACAAGAGUCGUAUAUUCGGGCAGAAUUUGAAGAGGCUAAGCAGGCGAUGCAUAAUUGGGAAGUGUUGGCAAUGGAAGAGCGAUCCAUUCGGGAAGGACUUGCGGAGAAGGUCAAUGAUUUGGAAGAUCAGCUCUCGAUUCUUCGUGAUGAGUACAAUAGUGCUGUUUCGGAUAAUAAUACACAGUCGAACACAAUUGAUGGACUGCAGCGAGCAUUGCAGGAGAUACAAGACGCUCGAAAACAAGAACUGCGUGAACUUGUACAAAGCUCUGAUGCUCAGCUGGAAGAGCUCAGGGAGAAACUCCAACAAGUCGAGAAACGAGCCGAAGAAGCCAAAACAGAACUCAAAAAGGCGCAAACAGAACUAGAUCGACUCCUCCCAUUUGAGAAAGAGGUCAAGGAGAAGAAUCUGCUCAUUGGCAAAUUGCGACAUGAAGCUGUUACUUUGAAUGAUCAUUUGACCAAGGCGUUGAGAUUCUUGAAGAGAGGUAAACCAGAGGACAAUGUCGAUAGGCACGUCGUAACAAACCAUUUCUUGCAUUUUUUGGCUCUCGAUCGGUCCGAUCCAAAAAAGUUCCAAAUCUUGCAACUUAUAGCGGCUCUCUUGCAAUGGGAUGAUGACCAAAGGGAACAAGCCGGACUCAGUCGUCCCGGCACAUCAACUACUUCUCUCAAAGUACCCAGUUUCUACGUCCAUCGAACACCAAGCACACCCUCUCUGAUGAGUGAUUACAUGGAGAAUGGGAACAAUGCUGCCGGCGGAAAAGAAACGCUUGCAGAGCUGUGGUCUAACUUCUUGGAACAAGAGGCUGAAGCUGCUGGGGGGAAUGCAAGUAAGAGGGGGUCUACUGCUGGUCUUUCAUCUUCAUAG
Molecule: messenger RNA, 1635 nt
Organism: Talaromyces stipitatus ATCC 10500
Lineage: Eukaryota; Fungi; Ascomycota; Eurotiomycetes; Eurotiales; Trichocomaceae
Product: Golgi matrix protein, putative
Exons: 7
Coding region: 1-1635 (544 amino acids)
Biological process (GO): Golgi organization; endoplasmic reticulum to Golgi vesicle-mediated transport
Cellular component (GO): Golgi apparatus
Molecular function (GO): small GTPase binding
Source: RefSeq, a predicted model, not a curated record